This is a messenger RNA of Rotaria sp. Silwood2, 282 nucleotides long. The record is from the annotation of a GenBank genome assembly. Lineage: Eukaryota; Metazoa; Rotifera; Eurotatoria; Philodinida; Philodinidae.
AUGUUUGAAGUUCAAGCUGAUAUGCAUUAUCCUGAUCUUAUUCGUGUUCAAUUUCAAUCACGACACUCUAAAAUGAAGAAAUAUUAUGCUACCGUUCGUUUCGACAGCGAGCAGCAAACAGUGAAAGAAUGGUACUAUACUUGUCCAACAGGACUACGAAAACUCGGUUGCUGUACUCAUAUUUCUGCUUUAUUGCCGCAUCUUGGAGUUAAUCGUGCACAAAUUCCUGAUUCACAUCCUCUUUCAGCAAGUCAUCUUAUCGAAUAUGUGGAAAAUACUUAG